GUAUGACUGCCUCCUCUGGUCUGCCUCUGGUCUUUCUUUGCCCUAUCAGUGGUACACAUAGCUGUUUUGUUCCUUGGAGAAUGUGUUCCCUUUCUAAACCUCAAAAAAGUCCACUCGUGUUAUUUUGAUACUCCUCAAAUCUUGCCCAGGACCAUGUUUUCUGUUACCUUCCUAAUAAUCAGCAGGCAUUGGUAACACUGAUGCUACAUGCUGAAUAUAGGAAAUUAGGGAGUAAUUUACAGGACCUCAGAGAUAGCAAUGUCGGGAUUACUCCCAACUCGUGUCCUAGCAGGAGUAGAAAUAGCAAGACCUAUCAGAUGAACAUGUGGUUAGAGAGCUGAUGUACGUGUGAUUAGAGAUUCAGAUUCCUAGGACCGGGAUGGGUUCUGGGCCAACUGGUCCGUUCGCAACUGGGAAGAACCAGGACUGAAUUUCUUAAGGGUGUGAUGUGUUUUUUCUCCUGUAUUCCAGGAAGGCUGAGGGAUAGAAAUGUGAGUAGGAAGGUAAAAAAGGAAGAACCAAGGAAAAAUUAAAAAACAAAAAGGAAGCAAGAGUUAAGGGGCCAUUAUUCAAAAAAGAUUCAACAUGUCAAGACCUACAAGUGUGUCCCCACGACCUGGCAGUGCCCAGUCAAGCCAAACUGCCUCUAAAGCUAAGGGAUUUAAAGAUAUCCGGAUUGAUGAAGAAGUAAAAAUUGCAGUAAAUAUUGCCCUAGAGAGAUUCCGUUACAGCGAUCAAAAAGAAAUGGAAUUUCCAUCCUCUUUAACGAGUACAGAAAGAGCAUUUAUUCAUCGUCUUGCCCAGUCCCUAGGCCUAAUCUCUAAAAGCAAAGGAAAAGGGGCACAUAGAUUUCUUACAAUAAAGAAAAAAGAUGGUUCUGAGAUAGCUCAGGCUGUCAUGACCUGCUCACUGACUCACAGCAUGAAACAUGCCAUACGCAAUCUAAUUCAGAGGUUUCCUGUGACAAAUAAAGAACGCACAGAUCUUUUACCCAGAACUGAACGUGGCAAUGUAUUAACUGUUGAAGCAGAAAACAACCGAGAAAUGAAUAAGACCAGUGGUAGGCUCAACAAUGGCAUUCCUCAAGUUCCACCGAAACGUGCAGAUUCUGAAUUGGAUGCUUUUAGACAUUCUUUGCCUGUUUUUGACAAGCGAGAUGAUAUAGUGAAAAUUAUAAAAGAGAACAGAGUGAUUUUAAUAGUUGGAGAAACCGGCUCUGGAAAGACUACGCAGAUCCCCCAGUUCCUUCUGGAUGAUUGCUACAAGAAUGGAAUACCAUGCCGAAUAUUCUGUACUCAGCCCAGGCGACUUGCGGCUAUUGCUGUGGCAGAAAGAGUUGCUGCAGAGAGGGGUGAGAAGAUUGGGCAGACAAUUGGCUACCAAAUUAGACUGGAAAGCAGGGUUUCCCCAAAGACACUGCUGACUUUUUGCACAAAUGGAGUUCUUCUUCGAACACUAAUGGCUGGAGAUGGCACUUUGGCAGCUGUCACUCACGUGAUAGUAGAUGAAGUGCAUGAGCGAGAUCGGUUUAGUGAUUUUUUAUUAACUAAACUGAGGGAUCUGAUGCAAAAACAUCCAUCACUAAGACUCAUUCUUUCUAGUGCAGCUCUGGAUGUUAAUCUCUUUGUUAGAUACUUUGCUGGCUGUCCUGUAAUUUACAUUCAAGGAAGACCAUUUGAAGUAAAGGAACUCUUUUUAGAGGACAUCUUGCGAACUACUGGCUACACAAACAAAGAGAUGUUGAAAUAUAAAAAGGAGAAACAGCAAGAGGAAAAGCAACAAACAAACUUGAGUGAAUGGUAUAAAGCCAAGGAGACCAGCGGUACCAGCAGAUCAGAAUAUCAAAGACAAAGAUUUAUCCCAAGUCUGACAGCAGAAAAUGAUUUGCUUGAUGAUGGUGGAGACAGUGUAUUUAGUCAGUUGAAUGAGAAAGAUUUUAAUUCUCUUGAGCCUUGGCUCAUAAAGGAAAUGGAUGCCUGUCUGUCUGACAUUUGGCUACACAAAGAUGUUGAUGCUUUCGCUCAAUUGUUUCAUCUUAUUUUAAGUGAGAACGUUAGUGUUGACUACAGGCAUAGUGAAACCAGCGCUACUCCAUUAAUGAUAGCCGCAGGCCGGGGGUUUCUAAGUCAAGUGGAACAACUACUCAGCAUGGGAGCAAAUGCGAAUGUUAAGGCUUCAAAUGGCUGGUUGGCUUUGGAUUGGGCUAAACGAUUUGGUCAAAGUGAGAUUAUAGAUCUUCUGGAAUCAUUCAAUUCUUCAAUAGAAUUGGGGAGUCUUGAUGAGUGUGUCCUGGUGCAAUCAGACUGUGGAGAGCUAAGUCAAGAAGAUAAAGAAAUUCUAAGUGUCUACCACCACAGCUUUGAUGAUGAAAAAGUUGAUCUGGAUCUAAUCAUGCACCUUCUUUACAACAUCUUUCAGAGUUCUGAUGAUGGUGCCGUUUUAAUCUUUUUACCAGGAUAUGAUGAAAUUGUAGGACUCAGAGAUCGCAUUUUGUAUGAUGAUAAAAGAUUUGCAGAUAAUUCUCACAAAUUACAGGUUUUCAUGCUUCAUUCUAACAUGCAGACAUCUGACCAAAAGAAGGUGUUAAAAAACCUACCUACUGGAAUUCGUAAAAUAAUUCUUUCCACAAAUAUUGCAGAGACAAGCAUCACUGUCAAUGAUGUGGUAUUUGUCAUUGAUUCUGGGAAAGUAAAAGAGAAAUCAUUUGAUGCACUGAACUCUGUCACAAUGCUAAAAAUGGUGUGGAUUUCUAAGGCGAGUGCUGUCCAAAGAAAGGGAAGGGCAGGUCGUUGUCGACCAGGAAUUUGUUUUCACCUAUAUAGUAGACUGCGGUUUCAAAAUCUUCUAGAGUUUCAGAUUCCCGAAUUGCUACGAAUGCCACUGCAGGAACUUUGUUUACAUACCAAACUGUUAGCUCCAAUUAAUUGCCCCAUUGCCGACUUCCUUGCAAAAGCACCAGAACCCCCACCAUCACUUAUAGUUAGAAAUGCUGUUCAAAUGCUCAAGACUAUAGAUGCCAUGGACAGCUGGGAAGAUCUGACAGAGCUUGGUUACCACUUGGCAGAUCUUCCUGUGGAACCCCAUCUUGGAAAAAUGGUUCUUUGUGCUGUAGUGUUAAAGUGCCUUGAUCCUAUUCUCACUAUUGCCUGUACUUUGGCUUAUCGAGAUCCAUUUGUCCUGCCAAUGCAACCUUCACAAAAGCGCGCUUCCAUGUUGUGUAGAAAGCGCUUUGCUGCAGGAACAUUUAGUGAUCACAUGGCUCUUUUAAGAGCUUUCCAGGCUUGGCAAAAGGCUCGCAGUGAUGGAUGGGAGAGAGCAUUCUGUGAAAAGAAUUUCCUUUCUCAAGCUACGAUGGAAAUCAUUAUUGGCAUGAGGACACAAUUGUUGGGACAGCUCAGAGCUUCAGGUUUUGUAAGGGCACGAGGUGGCGGUGACAUUCGAGAUGUGAACACAAACUCGGAGAAUUGGGCUGUGGUGAAAGCUGCAUUAGUUGCAGGGAUGUACCCAAAUCUCAUUCACGUUGAUCGAGAGAAUUUAAUGUUGACUGGAUCUAAAGAGAAAAAAGUCAGAUUUCACCCGACCUCAGUUCUUAGCCAACCACAAUACAAGAAGAUUCCACCAACAAAUGGACAAGCUGUGGCUGUUCAAGCACUGCCCACUGACUGGCUUAUUUAUGAUGAAAUGAUGAGAGCACACAGAAUUGCUAAUAUACGGUGCUGUUCUGCUGUGACUCCAAUCUCUGUGGCCUUAUUUGGUGGUCCAGCUAGACUAUCAAGCAGUGCAUUACAAGAGCCAUCGUCCCCUCGAGGUAACACAUACAUAGAUGGCAUUGCCAAUGACAGCAGUGACAGUGAAAUGGAGGACAAAUCCACUUCCAAGAUGGCAACUUUGAAGCUGGAGGAGUGGCUGAACUUUAGAAUAGAUCCAGAAGCAGCUAGUCUUAUCCUGCAGUUACGACAGAAAUGGCAUAGUCUGUUCCUGAGGCGAAUGCGAGCUCCAUCAAAACCUUGGACUCAGGUAGAUGAAGCAACUAUCAGGGCAAUCAUUGGAGUCCUUAGCAGUGAAGAGCAAGCAGCGGGACUACAACAACCAUCAGGGAUUGGACAAAGACCAAGGCCAAUGUCUUCAGAAGAGCUUCCAGUCUCCUCGUCUUGGAGGUCAAACAGUAGGAAGAGCUCAGCAGAAGCAGAGUUUUCUGACGAUUCUUCCAGUGUGGAAUUUAGAGAAAGGGUUCAGUUGAAGCCACAGCAGCAGCAAAGAUAUAAGGAGAGGGGCUUUCUUCAUCCAAAGAGAAGUUCUGAUGACCGAUCAGAUCAGUCAUCAGUUAAAUCGACAGACAGCAGUAACUAUCCCAGUCCCUGUGCCAGUCCAUCUCCACCACCUUCAGGCAAGGGCUCUAAAUCUCCAUCACCAAGACCAAAUGUACCAGUUCGAUUUUUCAUUUUGAAAAGCAGCAACCUACGUAAUCUUGAGAUUUCUCAACAAAAGGGAAUUUGGUCCACCACACCCAGCAAUGAACGAAAACUAAACCGUGCAUUUUGGGAAAGCAGCAUUGUGUAUCUGGUGUUUUCUGUGCAAGGAUCAGGACAUUUUCAGGGAUUUGCCAGAAUGAUCUCUGAGAUAGGGAGGGAAAGAAGCCAGGAAUGGGGUUCGGCCGGAUUAGGAGGAGUCUUCCGAGUUGAAUGGAUAAGAAAGGAAAGCCUUCCUUUCCAAUAUGCCCACCAUCUCCUCAACCCAUGGAAUGAUAAUAAGAAAGUACAAAUAAGCAGAGAUGGACAGUGGAGGGAGUCAGCACAGAACUGUCUUCAAGGCCUUGGAGCGCUCCAGAGAAAUUUCCACAGUUUAAUCAAUGACCAAACCAUUCAUGAGUUAGAGCCACAGGUUGGAGAACAAUUGCUGCAGCUUUGGGAACGCAUUCCCGUAGGAGGAAAACUACCACAGACAGAUAGCAGACUUGGCAUCUUUGGAGAGUGCUAGAGAUUCUUCGAUUCUCUGCAGUUCAUUUUACAGCAACUCUGGAAACUGCAUUUUCUGACACAUUUGACUUUUCAUCACUGAAGAUGUACUGGAAACAAACUCCUAUUCCUCCGAAUAAAAUUUUGAAAACAUGGUGAAGUUCUGUGAGAACAGGUUAUGUUUUAAAAACAGACAAAGGAUUGGUGAGGCAUGAGAGAGAGAUGGAAAGAAAAUGUUGGGUUUAAUAUUUGUCUGAUCUGUAAAAAUUAAGAAAAGCAGUUACAUCUUGUUCCACUGUGUUAUGUGGCUUUCUAAACUGUGAAGAAAUUAUUUCCACAGGAUUAUAUGUGAAAUACUCUUAGACUGCUUUAAGCAAAUAUUCAUUGGGAUCCUUUCCUUACCUAAGUAUUUGUGUUGCUGGCUCAAAUUGGUUGUAAUGUUUCCUUUCGAAAGUAACUCAGUGGAGCUAAUGGCUGAGAUUUGGUUUCAUCUUAGUUAAGUUUUUGGCUUCAUGUUUAAGUUUCAGUUCAAUCUAUCUGGAAAAUAUACCUAUGUAAGCUAUAUUUAAAUUAAACCUUUUGUCGAAUUUAAAUAGUCUUUUAUGUUGCAUUUUACCACAUUGCAACACAAUCACCACCUACCUAGUCACACAUUAACUUUAUUACAACUGAAUUUAUCAAAUAUAAUUGGUACCAGAGAGAAUAUAUUUAUAAAAAAAUAUUGCUUCAUCUGGUGAAACAUGAUGCACAGGGAUUGAAACAGUGGAGGAUUCUUCCUGUUCGGAAAUAUUGAAAGUUAUAUUACCAACAAUAUAAUUUCAAAAUAUUGUGCCAGGAUUAAAGGUUAGCGUUUCUGCAUUACCAUAAGCCAAGGGUCCAGUUAAAAAUUGGAUGUAAAGUUUUAGUUACUAAGAUAUAUAAGAAGAUUGUUAGUUAAGAUGGUAGCCAAAUUGAAAACCAUUAAAUAGAACUUUACGCUUUGAAAUCUGUUUGUGCAGAAAGUAGCUUGCUCUUCAGUGUAUUGAUUGUCUUAAAAGCUUUGGUAAACUUGCAAGAAAGUGUCAAAAUUGUAAUGUUAAUCUAUUAUGUUGUCUGAUGUUUAUCGUUGACCAUAAUGUAAUUUAGUUUGAGUUGUUGGCUUAAUUUUAAACCAUGUUCACAAAUACGUCUGGUAGAUGUGAACUAUUCAGCACUUUGAGGCUUGAAAUCAAAAUUUAAAUACAAACCAGUGAUCUAUUUAUUAAGAUGCGUACAAUGCAGUCUACAUUUUUGGUGGGAAAUGAAUGGUAUGAUUUUUCAUAUGACAUUAAUGAGCAUUUUGUGACAAGUGGAUGCGUCAAUUUCUUUGAAAUAUUCCUCAUAAUAGACUAAUUUUAUGAUCUUGUGUCAUUCCAUUAUAAUCACCAGAAGUGACCGACUUAAAAUUGCCCUUUUGCAGGCCGAAGUCUAUGUGUCCUUGACUGAACAGCUAACCCUUCAGGAAAAAAAGUAAACUUUGUUGUAGUAUUUUAUUAUUCAGCAUUUGUAUAAACAUAAUUCAGGAUUAAAAUGAACAUUUGACUCUUCGUGCUAAAACUUUUACGUAAUGCAGAAAGCAUGAACUGAUUUGUCGAAAUAUUUCAUCAUAUGUUUGUAAAAUGUAAUUUAGCAUCAGGAAAUGUAACAGUAGAUUCUUCAUUAGCUGCUGUUGAAUGGAAGUGCAUCCAUUCACAUGGGGGAAAAAGGUAACAUUUUAACAUGGAUCUAUUCUCAGGUCUCAGAUACCUCAAAUGGUUAAAUCUUCAGCUUAUGCAGAAACCAUAGAAGCAUAAGAAGACAUUGUAUAAUAUUGAAACAGAUGAAUAUAUUGAAUGACAAAAAGAACAACUGUCAUCUCUUUUUGUGAGGUAAUGAGAGCGAUGCUGAGAUCAAGCAGUUUUAAUCUAAUUAAAAAAACAGAUAAAACUUCACAACUAAACUAUGAGUGGUGUGGGGAAAUGGAACUGUUUAUUGUAGCAUGAAGCACACUUAAACUUAGUCAGACUCUCUUGAUGUAACAGUUACAUUUAAUGAACAUACUGUUGUUGCAUUAUCCAGCAAAAUGCUCUUCCAUUUAGUCAGCUGUCAGCCUUGUCUGUAUGACAAAAUAGCUUGUGAUAAGUACAGAAAAAAAUCUUGCAAUCGUCAAAUGAUGAUAUAUAAACAAAAUUAAAGCAACGUUCCGUUCCCACUUGUCAUUGAAUGUGCUAAUUGAAACAUUGUAGACAAUUUAUGCUCAAAAACUUAGUUGUGUAGUAUGCAUUAUAACUCUUGUGAUGGCAGAUGUGGAAAAUAAGUAGAGGCCUUGUUCGAACAGAAAAUUGUACAUAUUGCUGCAGUGUGCAGUUAUUUCUGAAAUUUGACAAUGGAUUUUUUAAAUGAAGGAAUAUAAUUCAAAUAAACUAAUUUGUUUCUAUG
Molecule: messenger RNA, 7391 nt
Organism: Leucoraja erinaceus (little skate)
Lineage: Eukaryota; Metazoa; Chordata; Chondrichthyes; Rajiformes; Rajidae
Gene: ythdc2
Product: YTH domain containing 2
Exons: 32
Coding region: 586-4977 (1463 amino acids)
Cellular component (GO): intracellular anatomical structure
Molecular function (GO): RNA binding; ATP binding; protein binding
Source: RefSeq, a predicted model, not a curated record